Molecule: messenger RNA, 3138 nt
Organism: Aureococcus anophagefferens
Lineage: Eukaryota; Pelagophyceae; Pelagomonadales; Pelagomonadaceae
Exons: 1
Coding region: 1-3138 (1045 amino acids)
Biological process (GO): transmembrane transport
Cellular component (GO): membrane
Molecular function (GO): ATP hydrolysis activity; ABC-type transporter activity; ATP binding
Source: RefSeq, a predicted model, not a curated record
AUGGCGACCGUCGCCUUGGUUUUUUGCGCGGCGUCGCUGGCGCUGGAGCUCGGCUGGCGCGCGGCCGUCGUCGGCACGGGCGUCUGCGUGUCGUCGGCGGCGGCGCAGAUGUUCCUCGGCAAGCGCUUCAAGCGGCUUCGCGCGCAGACGGCCACGGCGACGGACGCGCGGAUCCGGCUCACGUCCGAGGCCGUCGGCGGGGCAAGAACGCUGAAAAGCUUCGCGUGGCAGCGGCCCUUCGUCGACGCCAUCGGCGCGCUGCGGGCGGCCGAGACGGCCAUCAUCUUCAAGGCCCAGAGGCUCAAGGCCUUCGCCGCGGGCGUCUACUUCGCGACGACGCCCCUCGCGGCGUUCGCGGCGUUCGCCGUCUUCGUCUACGAGGAGUCCAACAAGGAUGCGCCCCUGUCCGUGGGCAAGGUCUCGACGGUCAUCGCCAUCGUCACGAUCCUGCGGACCUACUGCUUCAUGCUCGGCCGCUUCGCCAUGGCCUGGCCCGAGGUCGUCGUCGCCUGCCAACGCAUGGGCGCGUUCCUGCGGCUGAGCCGCGGCGGCGGCGACGCCGCGCCGCCCGCGCCGCCGGGCGACGAGGUCUUCGCGCUCGAAGGCGCGGCGUUCCAGCGCCGCGGCGCCGCGGCGACGGCGCUCCGCGACGUUUCGGUGACGCUGCGCCGCGGCGAGGUGCUCAUGGUCGUCGGCGCCGUCGGCAGCGGCAAGAGCACGUUCCUCGACGCGCUGCUCGGCGAGCUCGAGCUCGCGUCGGGCACGAUGACCAGGGCCGCGGGCCGCGUCGCCUACGCGCCGCAGGCCGCCUGGAACGUCGCGGGGACGGUGCGGGAGAACGUCGUCCUCGGCGCGCCGCGCGGCGCGCCCUUCGACGAGGGAGCCUACAAGGCGGCCGUCGAGGCCGCCGCUUUGUCCGACGACGUCGCCGAGUGGCCCGAGGGCGCGGACACGGAGAUCGGCGAGCGCGGCAUCUCGCUCAGCGGCGGCCAGGCGGCGCGGCUCGCGCUCGCGCGCGUCUGCUACGCCUGCGCGCUCGCCGAGAGCUCGGACCCGCCGGCCGUCGCGCUCCUCGACGACCCGCUCUCGGCCGUGGACUCCGGCGUCGCGCGCCAGCUCGUGCGCCGCUGCGUCGGCGACCGGCUCAAGGGCUGCGCCGUCGUGCUCUGCACGCACCAGCUCCAGUUCCUCGCCGCCGCGACCAAGGUCCUGGUCCUCGACGACGACGGCACGGCGCUCGCCUGCGCGCCCCUCGCGGAGAUCGUCGCGCGAGGCGGCCGCGCGGCGGCGCUCGUCGCCGUCGACGGCGCCGAGGACGUCGACGCGGCCGGCGCGACGCGCGCGCGCGCCGCGUCCGUGUCCGCCGACGCCGCCGGCGGCGACGACGGCAGGCGCGCGCUCGUGGCGAAGGAGGACCGGCGGACGGGCGCGGUGCAGGCGCGGACCUGGCGCCGCUUCCUGCUCGGCGGCGGCGCGGCGCUCUUCGCCGUCGUCGUCGCCCUCUUCCUCGCGGCCCAGGUGCUCAUGUUCUGGGCGGAUCUCUACGUGCUCCGGUGGUCGCGGCGCGAGGACGGCCAGAAGCGCCGGCGCCACCUCGUCUGGUACGGCGCGCUCUCGGGAUCGACGGUCGUCCUCGGCGUGGCUCGCGCCGUCCUUUUCUUCGCGCUGACGCUGCGGUCGUCGACGCGGCUCCACGCGGACGCGCUGACGAAGGUGCUCGACAUGAAGCUCGCCUGGUUCGACAUGAACCCGCUGGGGCGCGUGCUCAACCGGUUCUCGAGCGACCUGGCGCAGGUCGACGAGCUGCUGUCGACGGGGCUGUUGGACUUUGGCAUGCUCGUGCUGAUCAUGCUGUCCGUCGUCGUCGCGUGCCUGAUCGCGCUGCCCUACCUGGCCCUGCUCCUCCCGGUGCUCGCCGUCGUCACGCGGCGCGCGUCACGCGAGUGCUCCGUGUCGAUGAAGGAGCUCAAGCGCCUCGACGGGCAGUCGCGGAGCCCCGUGCUGUCGGCGUUCACGGCGUCGCUCGACGGCCUCGCGGCCGUGCGCGCCUUCGGCAUCCAGCGGGCGCAGCAGGCGCGCCUCGUCGAGGCGCUCGAGCUCAACUCGCGGGCCUACUUUUGGUGGUUCGUCACGAAUCGCCGCUUCGGCUUCGUGCUCGACGCGAUCUGCACGGCGUUCCUCGCCGCCGUCGUCGCCCUGGCGGUGGCGCUCGCGGGCGCCGUGGCGCCCGAGCUCCCGGCGCUCGCGCUCGUCUACUCGCUGCAGCUCUGCGGCAACUUCCAGUACACGCUGCGCCUCUUCGCCAUGGCGGAGAACUUCAUGACGAGCGUCGAGCGGCUGCUGGCCUACGGCGGCCUCGAGACGGAGCGCGCGCUCGAGCCGGCGGCGCCCGCGGCGGUGCCGGACGACUGGCCCGCGCGGGGCGCCGUCGCCUUCGAGGACGUGUCCUACCGCUACCGCGCGGACCACCCGCGCGUCCUAUCGGGCGUCACGCUCGCGGUGCCCGCGGGCGCGAAGCUCGGCGUCUGCGGGCGCACGGGCGCGGGCAAGAGCUCGCUCCUCUCGGCGCUGUCGCGGCUCCACGAGCUCGAGGGCGUCCUGUCCUUCGACGGCGUCGACACGGCGACGGUGCCGCUGCAGCGCCUCCGCCGCGCGCUCUCGUGCAUCCCGCAGGCGCCGAUCCUCUUCAGCGGGUCGCUGCGCUUCAACGUCGACCCCUUCGGCGAGCACGCCGACGACGACCUCCGAAACGUCGUCGCGCUCGCGAGCCUCGGCGACAAGGCCGCGAGCCUCGACGCCGCGGUCGCCGAGGGCGGCGAGAACUGGUCCGUCGGCGAGCGCCAGCUCCUCUGCCUCGCGCGCGCGGCGACGCUCCGGCGGAGCAUCGUCGCCAUCGACGAGGCCACGGCGAACAUCGACCACGCGACGGACGCGCGGAUCCAGUCCAUGCUCCGGACCCACGGCGCCUUCCGCGACGCGACGAUCCUGACCGUGGCGCACCGCAUCCGCACGAUCCGCGACAGCGACCUCGUCGUCGUCCUCGCCAAGGGCGCCGUCGCCGAGGUCGGCCCGCCCGAGGACCUCAUCGCCGCCAGGGGCAAGUUCUACGACAUGCUCCUGGCGAGCGCCGAGGCCUAA